AUGCAACUUGUAAAGGAGUUUUCUAAGCUUAUGCAGGAUGAGUUUGAGACGAGUCUCAUGGGGGAGUUGAAUUACUUCCCUGGGCUUCAAAUCAAGCAACUCAAUAAAGGGACAUUCGUGUGUCAAACCAAAUAUUGCAAUGAAUUACUAAAGAGAUUUGGUAUGGAAGAUGCAAAAUCAAUUAAGACUCAAAUGCCCACAAAUGAAAACUCGGAAAGGAAUGAAAAUGGUAAGGAUGUUGAUGUCAAGAAGUAUAAGGGUAUGAUUUACUCUCUUUUAUAUCUUACUGCAUCUAGGCCGAACAUUAAGUUUAGCGUGUGUAUGUGCUCUUAUUAUCAAUCGGCUCAUAAGCAAUCACAUUUAAAAGCUGUGAAAUACAUUCUUAAAUAUCUUCAUGGUACUUCUAAGUAUGGGAUUUGGUAUUCCAAGGGAAGCGAUUAUAAUUUGGUUGGUUAUACCGAUUCCAAUUUUGCCGGUUGCAAAUUGGAUAAGAAGAGUAUUAUUGGAACUUGCCACAUGUUUUCAAAGUCCUUAGUAAGUUGGCAUAGAAAGAAACAUGUUUCCGUUGCUUUGUCAACUGCCAAGGCGAAAUACGUAGCAGCCGGUAGUUGUUGUGCUUAA
Molecule: messenger RNA, 621 nt
Organism: Lathyrus oleraceus (garden pea)
Lineage: Eukaryota; Viridiplantae; Streptophyta; Magnoliopsida; Fabales; Fabaceae
Exons: 1
Coding region: 1-621 (206 amino acids)
Source: RefSeq, a predicted model, not a curated record